AUGUCCGAACAAAAGGAGCAAACCCUCAAAGCCCCCGAAGGUGACUUCCAGGAAUGGACCGAGAAGACUUCCAAGAGCGGGAAAACGUUCUUCACCAGAGACGUCGAUGAAAAGGGCAACACAACCGAGAAGCCAGCAGACGGGCCUGACCACGACGUUGACUCUCACGGCCCUCCCUUCGACAAUGAGCCAUGCUACUGGAAGGCAGACACCGAGGGUAUGACAACCACCGACUUCGCCAACAAGACAGGCAUCACCUGGUACAAGCUCAAGAACACCAUCGGAGCAACUUACCAGUUGACCAUCAACACGAACUCGACCUACGACUACACGUUCCACACGAAGCCUGAUAGCUAUGGAUUGGAUGUGUAUCAGACUUGGACGACUCAUGAAGUCACGUACACGACCUGGGACCCUACCGUGACCUCGGUCAGUGGCAGUUAG
Molecule: messenger RNA, 444 nt
Organism: Alternaria novae-zelandiae
Lineage: Eukaryota; Fungi; Ascomycota; Dothideomycetes; Pleosporales; Pleosporaceae
Exons: 2
Coding region: 1-444 (147 amino acids)
Source: RefSeq, a predicted model, not a curated record